AGAGGCGUCAUGGACGAUUUCCAACGCCAGCAAUCUGUGUGGAAUUUAGUGAAGGAAAAUGUUCCCUAUUCUGAGCUUUCUGAGAUCCGAGGAGCGAUUGGAGAUACACUGAUUGAUAUGUAUACCGAGUUAUGUUCAGAGGUGCAGAUGUGGAAGAAGAUUUGGCAGGAGAUCCAUGACUCAGAGCAGGGCAGCAGGCCAGAAACCCCAGUUUUCCCUCUGGCUGACCCCCCGGCUAUUAAAGAGUUGCUAAAAGCUGAGAUUCAAUUGCUUCUGCUUACACUGAGGGAGAGAGCGGCCAGGCAUGGCAGGGAUGCAGAAGAGUUCAUGGCCCAGUACAAUCCCAAUGUGGUAAGUUAUGCGCUGGGCAGUAGUAGCACACAGAGACAGGAGAGUCCAAAAAGCUGUUGGGAAACUGCAAAAUCACCUUCUAGACCCCCAUCCAGCCUGAGUGAAAUUGGGAGCAGGCCAUUAUCCAGACUCUCAUCUUACUCCAGCUGCGAGGAAGAGAUCAAAACUUUAAGACACAAGUUAAACAUCACCCACAUAGAUGAAGUUGUAUCCCAUCUAAGGUCAGUCCUAACUGAAGAAUGUGAAGCAUUGAAGAGAGAUGUGAUGGUCCUUCAGGAGAACAUCGAGACAGAGCGAAGACCUGUAUCUCCCGAUCCCACUGUAGCAGAACUCAAAGAAGAACGGAGGAUCAUUCAAAGAGAUCUGAAGGCUCAGAUUUUGAUGAGCAGCUCCCAAACCCCAAACAACCUGACUAUAAGAAACCCACAAAUACACCACAGGGAAUCACAUAAACUUGCAUCUUCCGCAAACGAUUUUGAAAGGAUACAACAUUCAAACCAUAAAACAGUUCCCCCCACACUAAAGCCCUGUCCACCCAGAGAUGUAGACCACCUCAGGAGAGCCGUGUCACCUAAAGAGAAAGAUAGACUCUCACCCCACAGAACCCUAGACCCACAUCUAGAUCACCACCCAUCCGGUCCCAACAACACAGAGACCAUAAAUUCUCCCCUGAACAACCAUAUAAGGCUAAUAAAUGACAAUAGCUCAAAUGUUGAAUUAAACUCAUUCCUUAAUUCCACUUUGGAAUGUGAUGAUCGACACAGGAGGAAUUCAGUGAGGGCUUCAGCAUUCAGACUCAUUCCAGCAGCCUCCGUUGGGACGUCUGGAUCCACCCAAGGCCUCAUAAAGCCGCACGCGAGUAAAGAUGGCGAACUUGCCCACCUUCAGCCGGCUCCUCCUGCAGUACAGAGACCAUCCAGAGGGGGACAGAGAGGCCGCAGGUACCUUUGUGUUCCUCAGCAUGAUCAGUUCUCUAUGAGAUUGACAGCAGCUCUUUCUGACAUAGAGACGUAAUGCUAAAUUUCAAAAAACAAACACGUACAC
This is a messenger RNA of Paramisgurnus dabryanus, 1395 nucleotides long. It is a transcript of the gene ccdc24, whose product is annotated as coiled-coil domain containing 24. The record is from RefSeq and is a predicted model, not a curated record. Lineage: Eukaryota; Metazoa; Chordata; Actinopteri; Cypriniformes; Cobitidae.